Annulohypoxylon truncatum is the source of this 2026-nucleotide messenger RNA. RefSeq names its product FAD-binding domain-containing protein. The coding region runs from base 286 to 2010 and encodes 574 amino acids. Gene Ontology annotation, molecular function: FAD binding; oxidoreductase activity. NCBI's taxonomy places the organism in Eukaryota, Fungi, Ascomycota, Sordariomycetes, Xylariales, Hypoxylaceae. The record is from RefSeq and is a predicted model, not a curated record. The transcript has 3 exons.
CUUGAUUUUCCUGCGCGCGACACCAUUUUUGGGAUAGUACUGGGAUGAACCCGCAGAUAGGAUCUCCCUAACUUGAGUACAGGCGGUAAGAACAGGGGUUGCCCAGCAUGGCGGCGCACAGUCCAGUCAUCGUCCACCCCUCUCGGUAAGAUACCUAUAUAAACAGCGUUCAUGAACGCGGUAUGGCAGCGUGGUUUUCGGUAGGCGAGGAUAUACGAAAGGGGAAACCUCUAUUUCCUGUAUUUAAAUAUCUCUACUUCUCUAUGUUGAGAAAUUCUAUAAAAAAUGAUUUGCGGUAAAAAACGCCUAACUAUCGCCUUGCUAAUCCGCGUCGCUGUGGUGGGGGCAAGUAGUCCCACGAAAUGCAAAUACCUGCCCGGCGACGCCAAUUGGCCUUCUCAUGAUGAAUGGGCUACGCUAAAUAGCACGGUCGGCGGCCGAUUGAUUGCUACCGUCCCCCUAGGAUCACCGUGUCACGAUCCUACAUACGAUGGAGAGCUGUGCGUUUCUCUGCAGAAUCAAUGGCUCUAUUCUGGUAUCCAUUUAGAGUCAUCUUCAUCUAUGAUGGCACCCCUAUUCGCCAAUCAGAGCUGCGACCCUUGGCAACCACGAAGCCGACCAUGCACUCUUGGCAACUAUGUCAGCUACGCUGUCAACGUGUCCGGGCCAGAUGAUGUUGUUGCUGCUCUCAAAUUCGCCGAGGAGAAGAAUAUCCGAUUUGUCAUCCGCAACACUGGUCAUGACUACUUGGGUAGAUCUACAGGAGCCGGCGCGCUUUCGGUUUGGCUUCAUCACUUGAAGAGCACGCAAGUUUUAGACUGGGAGGAUUCUUACUAUAAGGGCAAGGCUUUGAGGGUUGAAGCCGGAGUCCUAGGAUACGAAGCUCUUGCGGCAGCGCAUGCAGCUGGACUCGUUGUGCUAACAGGCGAAUGCCCUACCGUCGGGAUCGCAGGGGGGUACACCCAAGGCGGAGGCCAUUCAGCAUUGAGCUCUAAUUUUGGCUUAGCCGCUGAUAACACGCUCUCGUUUGAAGUUGUUACACCUACCGGACAGAUAUUGACCGCAUCGCGAACAGAAAACCAGGACCUCUACUGGGCACUUAGCGGAGGGGGUGGGGGCAACUACGGUGUUGUCAUCUCGAUGACUGUCCAAACGCACCCAGAUACCAUGGUAAGCGGCGCAUCAUUCCAAAUCAGCGGUUCGGAUGAGGAUCCAAACCACAUCUUCGAAGCGAUAGAUGCUUUCCAUGCCGCUCUACCUAAGAUCGUCGACUCCGGUGUAAUGAUUAUCUACUACUUCACCAAUACAUUUCUACAGGUUCCGGCCAUGACCGCCUAUAAUAAAUCCUUAGAAGAAGUUGAGCAGAUUCUUGGGCCUCUUUCCGAAUCCCUCUCGGCUAUAGGGGUCUCAUUGAAACCUAAUUACACGGAAUUUCCAAGCUACUAUGAUCAUUAUAAUAACUACUGGGGCCCCCUCCCAGACGGCAACAUACAAGUCGGCACCACGCUCUUCGGAGGUCGUCUGAUACCUCGCUCGGUUCUUCCUAAUUUUUCGUCGACCGCGCGCAAGAUUGCAGAGAUGGGAGUGACUUACAUCGGCGUAGGUCUCAACGUCUCUCAAUUUGGACAGAGCAAAGUCAAUGCGGUACUACCUAAAUGGCGUGAUACGAUUGUGCAUGCGUCACUGACUCUCCCGUGGAGUUUCCAAGUUCCAUUUGAGCAGAACGUUGAGACGCAACUCAACAUAACCAACGACGUACAGCCUGUUAUCGAAGCGGCUACCCCAGGUGCGGGAGCUUAUAUGAACGAAGCAGACUUCCAACAGAGAGAUUGGCAAGAGACCUUCUUCGGGGUGAACUACCCAGAGUUAUUGAGAAUCAAGGCGAAAUAUGAUCCCGCUAGUCUGCUAUACGCCACAGUAGGUGUGGGGAGUGAAGCAUACACUAUUAGCGAGGACGGACGCAUGUGUAGCGCCAUCAAUACAUUUCCUGAACCUAUCACAGAGAUAUAGAUUUGUGUAUCAAGGU